UAAAUGACAACAAACAAGCACUGAAGGCGGACCGAGUGGAAGUCACAGCGGAUACACCGACAGAGGCAAAACUGCAUGGUUUACUUUUGACCCGUGGUCUCAGAACACAAGUUUACCUUUUUGAACUCGUACAAACUGACUGAAAACACGGUCUGAAUCAGCUCAUCGCGUGGUGUUUGUCGGUGUCCGGUUUCCUGACACAGAGGGAUUGCGAUGCCCUCUGACUUUACGUCGCUCUUCAGCGGGGAACUCGACCUGUAUUCUCCCACACCGUCGUCCCACUCUACAGGAUACGGUACUCAUGAUGGGGUCACAUUCCAGUACCUAUGUGUAAACAGGACAUUUUCUGAGGUGUGUGAUCCUCUUCCUGGACAGUGGCAGUUGCAAAGCUCCAGUCAGCAGAAGCUCAAAGUUAUGAGUCAAAAGAGUGGUGGAGUGGCAGGUUCACCUCCUUCUGCGACCCUACCGACAGAUAUUAUGUCCUCCAUGACCAUCGAAGGCAACUGCAGUGCCCUCACCCCAUCAAGCAGGUCAUCCAUGCAUCCAGGUAGUGACCAGGCAACAGCAUUCAACAGCAAUGUUGAGCCAGAGGAAGACAGGAGUGGAAGGCCUCUUACUGAAGGGAUCGCUCUUGAGGGCAUCAAUGUUAACAUCAGCAGUGGUGCUAACUGCAGGGCAGGCAGUGACGUAGGAGUUACAUCCCAGGACAUGCACCUGAUUAGCCCCUCAAAACGCAGAACAGUGCUCAACAUCUCUCCACCUCCUCAAGAUCUGUUGGAUAAUAGUCGUAUGUCAUGUCAGGAUGAAACAUUUGGAGAGUCAGAACAGAGCAACAGCAUCUGGAUGGAGGACUCUCUUUCGAACUUCAGCAUGAUGAGUACAGUUUCCUACAAUGAUAACACAGAAGUGCCUCGAAAGUCUCGCAAACGCACCCCCCGUCAAAGGCCUGGUCCUAAGUCUAAACAGGGCUCUAACCGGGACGUGUUUGAUGCAGACAGUGCUAAAGGUCCACACUUUGUCCUCUCUCAACUUGGCCCUGACAAGUCUGGACCAAAAGGAAGUUCUGAAGAUGGCACUCAAACAUCUAAUCCAAAAGGAGGAACUCUUUCAGUGCAGUAUCCAGCAAAGAGUGAAGGGAAGGAGCUGAAAAUUCUGGUCCAGCCAGAGACCCAGCAUCGGGCUCGCUACCUGACUGAAGGCAGCAGAGGCUCAGUGAAGGACCGCACUCAACAGGGUUUUCCCACUGUAAAGCUGGAAGGAGUGAACGACCCUGUGGUUCUACAGGUGUUUGUAGCUAAUGACUCAGGACGAGUGAAGCCUCAUGGAUUUUAUCAGGCAUGUCGCGUAACUGGACGCAAUACCACUGCCUGCACUGAAGUGGACGUUGGGGGCACAACUGUCAUUGAAGUGCCUCUAGAUCCUAAUACCAGCAUGACGUUGGCUGUGGACUGUGUUGGGAUUCUUAAGCUCCGUAAUGCUGAUGUGGAGGCACGUAUUGGAGUGGCAGGAUCCAAAAAAAAGAGCACCCGUGCUCGACUGGUGUUUCGUGUCAACAUCCCUCGUGCUGAUGGAUCAGUGCUCACACUUCAGUGUCCCUCAUCACCUAUACUAUGUACUCAGCCUGCUGGGCUUCCUGAAAUCCUUAAAAAAUCUUUGCACAGUUGCUCUGUACGAGGUGGAGAAGAGGUCUUCAUUAUUGGAAAGAAUUUUCUAAAAGACACUAAAGUCAUAUUUCAUGAGAAUGUUUCUGAUGAAACUUCCUGGAAGGCAGAAGCUGAAAUUGACAUGGAGCUGUUUCAUCAGAACCACUUGGUAGUAAAGGUCCCUCCAUACCAGACUCAGUCAAUCACCUGUGCAGUUUGUGUGGGUAUUUAUGUGGUGACCAAUGCUGGGAGAUCCAACGAUAUCCAGCCAUUCACAUACACUCCCGAUUCAGGAAAAACAGAUAUUUCUGUAAAAAAGGAGACUGUUUCUCCAACCAAGGACUGCUCAUUUGAUAAUCAAAAAGAACCUGCUUUAGUAACGUCUAUGUUACCUUUGGUAAAGACUGAAGAGGUCACUCCGAUGGAGGUGACCAGUAACUUGCAGAACGCUGGAGUAUUCAAGAAUGGUCUUUGUUCGCAGCCAAAUGCAAACAUCACUUCUGGUGCUCUAAAUAAGAACAGACCCUACUCCAGUAGUCUUCAGCAGGCAACAGGUGACCCAGAUCAAGGCCAGACGUUUACUAACGCUGAGCAAUUAAGCACCAUUCAAAAACAGGACAUCACCCCACCCAGCUUUACUGUGCCUUCUGGAGACUCUCUGGUCCAACAGCAGUUCCUCCUGAAGCCUAGGGAGAGUGUAAGGCAAGACCAGUCGAGCAGUGGCCCCGCAGGAGUGGGUAGGCUCUGUGGGGAAGCCACUCCUCAGCCACCACAGAUGGCUGUGUUCCCUUCAGAUGAAGUGGCACAGUUAGAAGAGGCUGUAAGACAGCUCAAAGCCAAAGGCUACUGCAGGAUCUCGCAACCAGACAAUUCACUGGCUAAACAGCAGCACAUACAGCACCAGCAACAACUCCAAAAUCAACAGAUUCAACAACAGCAACUACAACAGCAGCAGCAGGUUUUAGAUAGCCUCCAGCAGCAGCUGUUUCAGUCCCAAAUCCAGAUGCAGUGUGUGUUUCAGGAUGCGGGGCCGGGGAAAAGUGAGCAGCAAGGAUCCCCACAAGUUGCUCCAAACCAGGCCUCUCUUUUUCAACAGACGCCACAGCAGCAGGUGCCCAUGUUCCAAAGUAAUGAACUUCUAUCUAUUCAGACAAACUUUCUGCAGCAGUCUUCCUCCCAUCCUUCACCACCCAUGUUUCACAAUUCAUCUGCAUUGGCUGAAACUUCUUCUCCACAGGGGACAAUGUUUCAAAAGUCCUCUCAAGAGCAGGUCCAGGCAGCACUCUUCCAGACUCCCAUGUCAGUACUCCAGUCUCCAGAGCAACAGCCCCCUGCUUCAGCUCUGUUUCUCCCACAGACAUCCCUCUCCUCUCAACUCACAACUAACAGCCCUCAACAGCAGCAGCAGAUGGCCUUCCUCAAUACUCUCCAAACUCCAAACCCUGAACCACCAGUAUAUCAGGCUCAGACACAGCUCUCACCUAUUCAACAAAGAAGUCCCAUGGAGCAGCAGCCUUCCCCACAGUCACAGCCACACACACAGUCAGCACAGCAGGCUUCCCUGUUUCAAAACAUCACAGCACACCCCUCUGCAAAUCCACUGUCAGCGAACCCACAACAACAGCCACAGCAGCCAGGCCUUUUAUUUUGCAGCACCCCCUUGUCCACCCAGGACCAGGCAUCCAGCUUGCUGUUUAGUGGUCAGACCCAGAUGAAUGUAGCACAGUCUGAUCGUUCUGAGCCUAUGGCUUUAGGGAACCCCUCUGACCCACGACAGCAGAUUCUGUUUCAGGAGCAGCAGCCGAUGCAGCUGGGCAACACAGCAGGCCCUCGACCAGAGUCGUCUGUGGGCCUUUUCAUGCCUCCAUCAAACAUGACGUCUUUACAACAAGAUCUGGAGAUUGCACAAUCAUCGCUGUUUACUGCACAAAACAGUGUAGCGACCCUCCAAACAACCACCAAUUCUCCUGUUCAACAGCCAGGAACCUUGUUCCAAACUGCAGUCAGCAGCAACAUCAGUCAGCCAAACCAGACACAACAGCCUGGACUCUUCAUGUUUGGGAUUCAGAAUGAAUGUGGUCAACUAAUAAAUCCAGCUGGAAACACUGUGUCAGAUCAGAUCAUUGCCAUCAGCCAGUCUGGUCAGAACCAGAGAGAGAGUGAGGCUCGGAUCCAGUCCCUGCUGAACCAGACUGCCUCAGUCCAGAAUAGCAUGACUGCCUCUCAGAACAUGGAGAAGAUGGACGAGCUGCUAGUUAGCUUACAAGAUUCUGCAAACAGCUUAACACGUUCAUUCUAAUUGCUACAUCAGUAGCAUUUUCUUUCCAAAAUGACAAAUACGGAUUAAGUUAUUGUGAAGUAUAAUAAUGAACCUUAUUAAACAUGGGAAGACUUUUAAAUAUAAAGAUAUAAAGAUAAAUAUUAUCAGAAGAAUUUGAAGGACAGCAAGGUUUCAUCUUUCUUUAAAAAUGUUUGACUGAACUGGAACCCACGCUUUAUCCUUAAUGCAAGUAAAUUUUGUGACAGGAUAAUCUUCUAAACCUUUAUUAGUCAUGUUCAUGUAUGUGCCUCAAUUUCCUUUUAUUCUUUGCAAGACUAGAAAUGUGGGAUGUUGAAUGCAACACAGGACUCAGUAUUUUUGUCAAAUUAACAUUUACUUAACUUUUUGUCUUCAUAUGGUACUUUGUAAUAUCACAAACAAGUUACUAGAUUUGGGCUCAUUCUGUUUCAAAGAAGACACUGUUCACACUGAAGUUUUAAAUUAGUCAUUAGCACUUUAAGGUAUGUGACAAACAACUGCUACAACACGAGUGGGAUGUCAUUGUCUUUUCAUUGGUAAGCUCCUAAAUCACAUAAAAAGAAGGGGAGCAUGGCAGACUAUAUUUUACAGGUAAUAUGCAAUAUCUUGAUUACUGUAUAAAUCAUAGCACCAUAACACUCUGUAUAUACAAUAUUUUUUGCAUUAACACUAUUAUUGUAAAAUGUAGAGGAAAUAUUUUCACUUUUGUGUUGUCAAGAAAUAUCUACCACAUCCAAGUGGUAAGUGUUUAGCUAAUAACAUAUUCACUAUGUUUAGUUGAGACAGUAAAUGAAUUUUGGCUCUGUGUAUGUAAUUACAUGACAUGUGAAUUGUUUGAUAUUACAUCUGAUUGUCAGCAGUCUGUGACUAACAAAUGACUAAAAACAAAUGGUUUUAAAAUCAGCACAUUGCUGAUGGUUUGCCAGUUUUAUGGCUUAUAUAACAAUUUCCAUAUACCCUUUGCCUUUACAUCCUUUAAUUGUUCCUGGACACGAUUGCAGGAACUACGGGGCUGGUCUCAUCGUAACAAUUAGAAGUAUUUGCUUACAACAUGUUAGCAACAAUAUGUUACCUGUAACACAAUGAAAGACAUAAAAUGAGAACUGUCUUUUUCAGUCACUGUCACGGUUUCUCACAGAGACACCUUUACGGUGCCUUUUUCUUAAAGAAAGCCUUAGAAAAGGGCUACUGGAAAUGGCUUUUAUUUACCCAUGAUGGAUUGAAUGUGUCCAGUGUUUUAAAAUGUUAUUGUACAUUUUAGAUCUAAACCUUUUUACUAUAUAUUGUUGUAGGUUUUUUUUUAAGUCUAAUUUAUUUGUGCAAAACGUUUCCAAUAAUAAUUUUAUUAUAAUUAAUUAAUUUAUAAAAUCUCUGAUUGGCUCUUAUUAUCUUCAGUAUGUCUUAAAGAAAUGUGACAGGCCUACAGUAUUUUAAUUCCAUUAAUAUUUUAUGUAAUUGUUGUCAUGUUGCUUAAUGAUACUUGCUAUUUCUCUGACCAAAGCGGUAAUUAUUAUAAAGAAAAAUGAUAUACCUUUACAUAAAUUUGAUUUCCAGUAUCUUGGUGAUGAUCACUAUGUGAUAGGAUUGUUUUUUAUUUUUUUUUUCUUUUUUUUUUUUCACACAAUGACAACAGCGAAUGUACCUUAAUCCUUAAGCCUUGCAGUACAUUAAGAAAGAACUGGUUAGCAAUCUUUGCAAGCCUUACAUUGUACAGUUUUCAUUACAGGAUUUCAGCAAUUGCAGCAAUUGGGAUAAAUAGCUUACAUGUUUAAGUCAAUGGAACAAGCGAGAUGCAUACAGCUGUUGAUGACUGUUGUUAUGUUGUUGUGUGUUUGUGUUUUAUUUGCUCUAUUAAACAUAGCCUACUACUACAUCAUAAAA
Molecule: messenger RNA, 5823 nt
Organism: Boleophthalmus pectinirostris (great blue-spotted mudskipper)
Lineage: Eukaryota; Metazoa; Chordata; Actinopteri; Gobiiformes; Gobiidae
Gene: nfat5b
Product: nuclear factor of activated T cells 5b
Exons: 14
Coding region: 214-3942 (1242 amino acids)
Biological process (GO): calcineurin-NFAT signaling cascade; regulation of transcription by RNA polymerase II; cytokine production
Cellular component (GO): transcription regulator complex
Molecular function (GO): RNA polymerase II cis-regulatory region sequence-specific DNA binding; transcription factor binding; DNA-binding transcription factor activity, RNA polymerase II-specific
Source: RefSeq, a predicted model, not a curated record